UCGAUACCCAUCCCUAAACUGCACAACUCUGUUUUUUUAUGUUUUAAAAACAUAUGCGGAAACAAAAAUCAAUACAUUGCUAAUGCAUAGCGAUUGCAAUUGAUUAGGCCAAGUAUAAUUAAAUCCAGUCCGUUGCAGCCGCAGUACCCAAAGCGACAUAACAAACGUAACGAAAAGACAUCGGGACAACGACACAUCUCGACAAUGGUGUGUUGUGUGCUGCUUGCGUGUGUGUGUGUUUUGUAUCGUGUUGUCUGAUUGUUUCGUGCGUGCCUCUGCUUGCGUGCAGUCGGUCGGUCGGUUGGUUGGUCAGACGGUUCGUCGUAGAGGGUGAUACGUCGAGGAACAGUGGAUCAGUGGAGCAGUGCAGGGACGGUAGCGGUGGCACCAGUGCAGCAGCAACUACAAAAGCGACCGCCUCUAAAAAGGAGUGAUAGGCAAUCUCUCUGCUAGAUCUGGAAUUCGCUGAACGUAACGCAACGCGACGCUCGACACAAAGACUGCUCGAGACGGCAGCGUGGAUAUCGGGGCGCGGGCCGGACGCGAUCGCGAUCCUAUGUCGCCGAGUGUGAGCCUUUGAUGCGGCCACAGCACAGUCGAUAAGGAACGGCAAUCCCGGUAGCAGCAGCAGCCAUGCUCCCCAUCAGCGAGGAGCAGAGCCAAAAGCAGCAGCACCACCAGCCGAGUCCAGACAACGGUGUGGACGAUGCCGAUGCUCAGGUGGGUGACGGCAGCCUCUGGACAGCCCUGUACGAUUACGAUGCCCAGGGCGAAGAUGAGCUGACGCUGCGCCGCGGCCAAAUUGUGGUCGUCCUCUCCACGGACAGCGAGGUCUCCGGCGAUGUGGGCUGGUGGACGGGCAAGAUUGGUGACAAGGUCGGUGUAUUUCCGCGUGACUUUGUCACGGACGAAGAUCCGCUGCAGCUGAACGUGCCAUCGGCCAUUGGCGACAUCCAGCCGCACGAGAUCGAGUAUGAGGAGAUGGACAUCAAGGAGGUGAUCGGCUCGGGUGGCUUCUGCAAGGUGCAUCGCGGCUACUACGAUGGCGAGGAGGUGGCCAUCAAGAUCGCCCACCAAACGGGCGACGAUGAUAUGCAACGGAUGCGCGACAAUGUACUCCAGGAGGCGAAACUCUUUUGGGCCCUCAAGCACGAGAAUAUCGCCGCCCUGCGCGGCGUCUGCCUCAAGACGAAGCUCUGCCUUGUGAUGGAGUAUGCCCGCGGCGGCAGCCUCAAUCGCAUUCUGGCCGGCAAGAUACCGCCAGAUGUUCUGGUCAACUGGGCCAUACAAAUUGCCCGGGGCAUGAACUAUCUGCACAACGAGGCACCCAUGUCUAUUAUACACCGCGACCUCAAGUCCUCCAAUGUGCUCAUCUACGAGGCCAUCGAAGACAACCAUCUGCAGCAGAAGACGCUCAAGAUUACGGACUUUGGACUCGCCCGCGAAAUGUACAACACGCAGAGGAUGAGCGCUGCGGGCACCUAUGCCUGGAUGCCGCCCGAGGUGAUCAGUGUCAGCACGUACUCCAAAUCAUCGGAUGUUUGGAGCUAUGGUGUGCUGCUGUGGGAGCUUAUCACUGGCGAGACGCCGUACAAAGGCUUCGAUCCAUUGUCCGUGGCGUAUGGCGUGGCUGUCAAUACCCUGACAUUGCCCAUACCGAAAACCUGCCCCGAAACCUGGGGAUCUCUCAUGAAGAGCUGCUGGCAAACGGAUCCGCACAAACGACCCGGCUUCAAGGAAAUACUCAAGCAACUGGAGAGCAUUGCCCGCUCCAAGUUCACGCUGACGCCUCAGGAGUCCUUUCACUACAUGCAGGAGUGCUGGAAGAAGGAGAUAGCCGAGGUCCUGCACGAUUUGCGCGAAAAAGAAAAGCGUUUCCAAACCAUCGAAGAGGAACUGCGCAACAAGGAGGAGCAGCUGCUGCAGGUGCAGAACGAGCAGCGUGAGAAGGCGAACCUGCUGAAGAUACGGGAACAGAAUCUACGGGACCGUGAGAUCGAGCUAAUUGGACGGGAGUUGGUCAUGAUGCAGCCAGUACCAAAACGAAAGCCCAAAAAAGGCAAAAAGCAACACAAGCCGCUGCAGAUAUCAUUGCCCACGGAGUUUCGGCACACCAUUACGGCCGUGCGCGACAAGGCAGAGCCGCCUGGCUCACCAUCAUUCUCCGGACUACGACUCGUUGCACUCACCGAUGGGCAUAAGGGCAAGACGUGGGGACCCUCGACGAUGCACCAGAGGGAGCGCUCGCUGCUGCCCUCACAGCUGGGCGGCAACCAGCCGGAGUGGCCCGCACAGACCUCCACCCAUUCGUCGUUCAGCAAGAGUGCCCCUAAUCUGGACAAAGGCAAACAGCAGCAGCAGGGUCCGGGCCAGGCCAUGCAUCAUCCGUCAUCGGCCUCGGCAUCGUCCACGCCGCCGCCACAGCAGCAGCAGCAUCAGCAGCUGGACGGUGGCAUGGGCAUGACCGUGGCCGUGGCUGGUGCUGGUGUUGCGACCACGUCAUCCUUUUAUGGUGGCGAGGCGGCUGGCAGGGCCACAGGAUACCAGAGCAACAACAAAAUGGACAACUGGCGCCCGGGAGUCACCACGAACAUGCCGAUCAUGUCGCCGUCGCCAUAUCUCCUCAGCCGCUUCACCAGCAACGUGCCACUGCCCACCCUGUACGCAGGCGACUCGGCCCGGAAGCCGAAACUCUCGGUGAUCGAGCUGUUACUGUACAACAUGGCCUCGCUGCUGGCCGGCGUGGCGGCUGGCUACGAUGUGCGCAUGUCCAAUGUGUCGCCCGUGCAUCCCACGCUGCUCAGCGAGCUGCCAGCCCUGAAGGCGGCCCCCAAGGCUGCGGCAGCAGCGGCAGCGGCUGCUCUGGCGCUUUCGGCUGUGGAGAAGCCACUGUCGGAGCAAGAGGAGGACGAGCAGCUGCAGCUCAAGGAGGAAGGUGAGGAGGAGUCGCAGGAGACGCCCCGCAAGCUGGCAGGUCACACAAGGUAUGGCAGCCUGGAAGUGGGCGUCAGCACAUCACAGCCCACAUCCCUGGCCCGUCGCAUCGGCGGCAGUCAGCCGUAUUACACUCCAGUGCAGCGCACACCCCAGCAUCAGAUGAACCACCAGCAGCAGCAGCACCACCACCACCAGCAUCAGGCGGCACCACUCGCACCGGCGGCCGCUCCCAUACAACCGCAACCAGUACAAACCGCAGCUAUAACCGCUCUCUAUGCGGGCUCUCAGCCGCCGACGCCCUCGCCCCGGCGUAAGCUGAGCAACAGCAGCUGCGGCAACACGGACGGCGCCUUCGAGGAGUUUCGCGUGGGCGGUGGCAUCGGACCGCCGCCGCUCUACGCCCCUGCCGACUACCUGAGGAACGGGCCGAGCUACUCGAACGAUGGUGCCGGCAACUAUCGCAACGGUUACUUUGGCUCCAACUACUUCCCGUAUCGGCCGGAGCUGAACUACAGCUACGAGCGGGACUGCAAAUCGUAUCCGGACUACUCCUACGACUACAAUCAUCGGCUGCCCGACUACUACGACUAUCAGUACGAGGCGCCAGUGGUGCCAGUGCCCGUUGCCGUGCCCGUGCCCGUACCCGCCCAGACCCGAACGCCGCCGCCCCGUGUCCCCCAGAUGGGUGUGAGUGCCGGUGGCCAUCGGAGGACCCCCUCGACCGUGUCCAGCAACUCGAAUGUGCUGCUGGAGCACGAGGAGCUGCUCUACGACUACAACAAUCUCAAUCUGAAUGUGGACUACGAGAUGGAUAGAGAGCAGGCGCCACUGCCGCCGCCACCCACCAAGCAGGAGCUGUACGCCGGCUCGCCCAAGCUGCUCAAUCGCCUCAUUCACAGCCCCUUGCCGAUGACAAAGAGCAAGUAUGCGUCGGUGGCGCGCCCCGCCAGCCUGCCCUUUGAGCAGCACGCCCUCACACUCACCUACCAGCAGCCGAUGGUGGUGCCAACGGGCACCGGUGUCAUCAGCAGCAGCCAGGCCAAGCUACGCAGCUCGCUGAAGAAGUACAACAACAGCAGCAGCAGCUGCAAGGGCACGCCGCUGAAUGGCUCUAUAUCGUCGCAGCAGGGCACACCCACGAAUCCCACGCCACCGGAUUCGCUGACCAGCGACGACAGCUCCUACCUGAGUGCCAAGGAGGGGUCCAUCGGCUCGCAGCACAGUCGUGUACGCUUCAGUCCUGAGGCGUAUCUGGAUGCCAAUGCCUUGCCACUACCGGCUCAUGCUCUGGUCCGACGGAUGACGGCGCCGGCCAUGCAGCAACCGCAGUCACAGCCGCCGCAGCAGCAGCAGCAUCAUCAUCGGAGACAUCGUCAGGCUUCCAGUGCCAGCACACCCUCGCCGUCGACAUCCUCCUAGCAGGCGCGACUGGCGCUGACCCUGCAGUUGGCGCGCAGUCCGGGAGCGGACAUCGGAAGCGGAGGCGUGAGCGUAAGCAGUGUGGCAGUGGCUGGCAGCAUUGGACUGUCCCUGCACCAGCAACGUGUUCCCUAUCGCUGGUACUCGGGUGCACGACGCUCCCGCUCUGCCCACUACGAGUAUCGGCUAUGAGAGAGCGGGACAGGGAGAGAGCAGCGGCAUAAAAGCGAGUGUAAUGGCAAUAGCCAUUGCAAUUGUAUGGCUUAUACCUCAAGGAGUUGCGGAUGAUUGCCGAGUAGCAAUACCCCUACCCUCAGCAGGGGAUUAUCUUAUUGGAUAUCUGUAAGGUAGGAGUAGUAGUCAU
Messenger RNA from Drosophila obscura, 4720 nucleotides. RefSeq lists its product as uncharacterized. Gene Ontology annotation, biological process: protein phosphorylation. Lineage: Eukaryota; Metazoa; Arthropoda; Insecta; Diptera; Drosophilidae. The record is from RefSeq and is a predicted model, not a curated record. Gene Ontology annotation, molecular function: JUN kinase kinase kinase activity; ATP binding; protein binding.